AUGACACUCAGUCAAAGCAGUGAUUCGUCAAGGAGCAGCAACAGCUCAAGGGCUCGUCAUACUGGUUACCACGGGAUUCCAUCGAGGUGCUUCUGCGGAGCUGGAACGGUACUUGUUACUUCUCAUACCACCACAAAUCCUGGGCGGCGCUUCUACACCUGCUCGAACAGUUCGGAAGGACUCCAUGUUUGGAAAUGGUGGGACGAGGCAAUUACUGAGGAGCUGAUGGAACUUAAGGCUAGUUUGAAGUCUCUUGAGGCAAGGGUUCGUGAAGAUGAAGUGAAAACGUUGAAGGAGCUUAGUGCUUCGAAGACAAAGGAAGGAAAGGAGGUGAAAGUGGUUGUAGCAUUGGUUGUUCUAAUCGUUUCAGUCGGUGUCUUUGUUAGCUUUGUGAAGUAA
Messenger RNA from Eutrema salsugineum, 399 nucleotides. RefSeq lists its product as uncharacterized. NCBI's taxonomy places the organism in Eukaryota, Viridiplantae, Streptophyta, Magnoliopsida, Brassicales, Brassicaceae. The transcript has 2 exons. The record is from RefSeq and is a predicted model, not a curated record. The coding region runs from base 1 to 399 and encodes 132 amino acids. Gene Ontology annotation, molecular function: zinc ion binding.